GUGGCCCUGGGGCUGCUGCUGCAAGUGCUGGGCUGCGCUGCCGCACGGGACCCGGCCCUCGAGGAGGCCUGGAGGGGCUGGAAGAGCCUCCACGCCAAGGAGUACCCGCAGGACGCCGAGGCUGCCCGCCGGGAAGUGUGGGAGAAGAACCUGCGGCGCAUCGAGGAGCACAACCGGGAGCAGGCGCGGGGCCGGCACGCGUUCCGCCUGGGCAUGAACCACUACGGAGACCUGACGGACGAGGAGUUCAACCAGCUCCUGAACGGCUUCGCCCCGGCACGGCCGCGGGAGGCGGCGCCGGACAACCAGAGCGUCGGCUACUGGAUCCUGAAGAACAGCUGGUCGGAGGUGUGGGGCGAGCGGGGCUACAUCCGCCUGCUCCGCAGAGGGGACAAUCCCUGCGGGGUGGCCAACCAGGCCAGCUUCCCCGUGCUCUGA
Molecule: messenger RNA, 438 nt
Organism: Tinamus guttatus (white-throated tinamou)
Lineage: Eukaryota; Metazoa; Chordata; Aves; Tinamiformes; Tinamidae
Source: RefSeq, a predicted model, not a curated record